AUGAUUUAUAAUUUUUUAAAGAAAAUUUGUAUAAAUAUAUCGCCGGUAUCGCAAACUGCAAAUGAGCCAAAUGGUUCUGUUACUUCCCCUGCUACUAGCAGCGGCAAUUCGUCGAAUGGCGCGCCACCGCUGCGUUCACAAACGAAUGACUCGAAUAAAAUUAAUAUUCAGAUUGGAUUGCAGUGUGUUAGUCAGAAUUCGCCACUGAAUUUCAAUUCGAUGAACGAGAUUAACGCUUCUUUGGCUAAGGAGAAUCUAUUGAAUUUUUGUGGCGCUGGUACGGACAAGGAGAGCAAAGAAACUUCAUCACGGCGCAGUUCGCCGAUUUUAUUAAGUUCAGAUGAUCUCAACAGCACCUCUAGCGUGUGUCCGAAUAAUGCUCUUGGUGGUGGCGCUGGUGGCGAUGCCACGAACUAUACUAACUCGCCUGGUAGUUCGGGUAGCUGCACCGUUACGCUUUCUCAAGCCAAAUUCAAUGAGCUCACUCGUCUUGCCUUACGCGGCAGCGAAAUAGCAGAGAAACUUGCCUACACACAUCGCAAUCGACCGUGUUUCAAAAAGAUCGAUAGUUUGUGUGCGCGAAUGAAACAGGAUCUCAUACGUCCAGAUGGCGUCUUACCCAAUAUCAAUUCGCAGGGAAUUGCUUGGGCUGUAAAGGAUUUUAUUUUCGUCUUCACACGUGUCAUCAAUGCAUGGAUUAUAAUAAAGGGUUACGUGUACAACACGCCAGAGGGCCUUAAUAAAGUAAAAGCUGCGCUCAGUCCCGACUUCGCUGCUAGUUUCGCCGCUUGGCAGGAUACCACAAUGGAUUUCGUUGAGAAUCUAAUCAAAUCAUUUGUAAAUUUGGACAAUUUGGUACAAUCACAGAAAAAUGUAUAUCAUAAUACGGAAAGCAAUGGCACGCGCGUGGCACUCAGCACCACAACCAUCAAGCUGCUACAACCAGUCAACUCACUAUUGGACGACUCUUUUGAUUUUCUCAAUACAUCCACUGAAAAAUCACAACAGAACGCGCUUAAUAAGAACUAUCUGUAUACAGUGGUUGAAGGCUCUGAAGGUAGUCAGCGUCAAGCCACUGUAAAUGGCACCUAUUUCAAAACGGGCACAUAUAAUCCCAUCAAAAAGGAUGCGUUGCUUGUGGAUCAAACGAAUAGCACUACCGCAGCAGCCGUUGCAACAACAGCCGCAACAAGUACGGCAACACAACAAUUGCUGGCAGCCAAUAAUAAUCCGCUUGAGCAGUUUUUCGAUGAACAAAUAUCAGAUUUUUGGCCAGCAGUACCUGCCGCUGAUGUGGAUACAGCAACUGCAGUUGAGUACUUGAAGAUAAAAGAGAAAAUGCCGCCGAAUUGGUUAAGCUAUGACAUACGCGUAUUGGAGCAGAAUCUUACAGAAUUUGCAAAUGACUACGAUCCCACAGCAUCGCCACGUCCGCUGGGUAAAGAUCUGAUUGAUAAAUUAAAUGUUAUGAUUGAACGUCUCAUGGCUAUGAAGCAUGCAGAUUUAUUCUUUAAGUCGCAAUUUACCAAAAACUAUUUUCCUGAAUUUAUAUGUAAGCAUAAAAACGAUUUCAUGGAUGUAUGCUCUAUCAUACUCAAGUGCCAAGUGGGCGGCUACCAGCAUAUUUUCGAGGUUGUGCAUGAUGUCAAGAAAAUUGUACACACUGGCAAGGAGUAUUUAAAAUUCAAUGGAGACAGCAAAUUGCAAAAAUCCAUAAGUUCCUUCGAAUGCGAAUUUAAUAAAUUACUCAGUGAACCACCUUUUGAAAAUUAUCAGUUCGACCAUAUCACAGGCGAACCCAAAGAGAUACUCUACAAUUGUCGCAGCAAAUAAAAUUUCAAUAUUUUCACAUUUUACAUUUCAGUGCAACUCGAAAUUACCCAACAAGCAAAAUAAACUUAAAGAAAGUUUUUUUUAAGUUUUCAAUUAUAAACAUUAAGC
Rhagoletis pomonella (apple maggot) is the source of this 1941-nucleotide messenger RNA. Its product is annotated as protein mitoshell-like. NCBI's taxonomy places the organism in Eukaryota, Metazoa, Arthropoda, Insecta, Diptera, Tephritidae. The record is from RefSeq and is a predicted model, not a curated record. The transcript has 6 exons. Bases 1 to 1833 code for a protein of 610 amino acids.